CCAAAAUAUAUAUUUUGGGUGCUCAUACUCCAAUUAUUUGUGACUGCCCAAUAUUGGUAAAGGUGACAGAAGUAGUUGUUAAGCCGCCAACGAAUGCAAAAGUCAAUUACAUGGGUCGGAAACCUGUCGAUGGCUGAUAAACUAGUUGGAAUCGUCUUCAAUUAGUGCAAGUCUGGAGGUCCGACUUGACCUUGUCACAGGAUGGUGGUAACAGGUAUUGGGCACACAGCUGUGGCAUUGGGUUAUUGUACGCUUAACCUGUGUCCAGUGGCCUAUAUAAAGGAGUCAACCGAUCCAAAGAGCACUUGUAUUACUUUGGCAAUCGUCUGAGAAGAGUGUUUAAUAUUGUUUCAGUUAUGUUCUCCAAGAUUAUUUUGUUGGUUGCUUUCCUUGCUGUGGUCAACGGUGGAUUGCUGCCUGUUAAACCCGCCAACUCCGAGGACACUUACGAUGCACAUCCUCGCUACGAAUUUGGUUACAAUGUGGCAGAUGCGGACAGUGGCGAUGUCAAGUCGCAGCAGGAAACACGAGACGGCGACUUGGUGCAGGGUCAAUACACAUUGAACGAUGCCGAUGGCUAUCGUCGCAUUGUGGACUACACGGCGGAUGCGGAGCGUGGUUUCAGCGCCGUUGUGCGACGUGAGCCACUGAAUGCCGUUGCUCCAGUUGCCGUUGUAGCUAAAAAGGCAAAAUCAACUGUGCUCACACCGAAGCUACAGCCAGUUCAACCAGCUGUGGUGGUCAGAAGCUAUGCCGCGCCCACAUUGAUCCACCACGCGCCAGUGGCGCACGUUGUGCACGCUGCUCCCGCACCCACGAUUGUGGCUCAUCACGUGCCAGCUCUGUUGAAAUCAUCGAUACACGCUGCCCAUCCACAAACUAUUUCAUAUGUAUUCCAGCACUAGGGAGAGAGAGGGAAAUAAUGUCUGUUGGCAUAUUUAGUGACUGCAAACGUUUCUUGAUUAUCAAUAAAUACGCCCGAUUUUUACGAUUAAAAAAGAA
This is a messenger RNA of Drosophila albomicans, 1002 nucleotides long. RefSeq names its product pupal cuticle protein Edg-84A (gene Edg84A). The record is from RefSeq and is a predicted model, not a curated record. Gene Ontology annotation, cellular component: extracellular matrix. The transcript is spliced from 2 exons. The coding region runs from base 357 to 905 and encodes 182 amino acids. NCBI's taxonomy places the organism in Eukaryota, Metazoa, Arthropoda, Insecta, Diptera, Drosophilidae.